Messenger RNA from Phyllotreta striolata, 678 nucleotides. Lineage: Eukaryota; Metazoa; Arthropoda; Insecta; Coleoptera; Chrysomelidae. The record is from the annotation of a GenBank genome assembly.
AUGAAGAAAAUAGGUGUCGUUUUUGCUGUGUUUUGUGUUAUGAUAAUCCCGAGUUCACAGCGACACUUUGACGAUAAAAAUUCAGGGCGAUUAUCGAAAACAUUAAACAAACCUGCUACAUUGUAUUUCCCAAGGGUUAAGAGAUCACAAACUAUCGAAAACGACUCGAAAAAAAUCAUCUUUCCCGGUGAUAUAUUCCCUAUCCCACCGAAACCGAAAUACGAAUCGUCAAAUUGCACCUACGGCUUCUGCGAAGAGGUAACCAACUACCCCAGCGAUAAAAUCAAGAGAAUAAUGGAGCAAUCGAAGGAGUUUCGAAACUACUUGGUGAACCAAGUACCCCAGUUCGAUAUCGUUUCGAGAUUCGGCGACAACGAGGAGAACUUGUGCUCGACCAUAACGCAAUCGGUGUUCCCCAAAAGCGCUAAAAACACCCGCGGAGAGACCAAGUUGCUGGUCAACGUGGAAAACUACCAGCAAGGGGUUUUCAUCGAUGUUUGCGCAAACGAUGGCGGUGCCUGCACUUAUUCAGAUUUAAUACCCGAUGGUGCUACGAUACGAUGUAAACAAAAAUACACCGUAACAAGACUGUUGGCUAUAGGAAAAACCGAUGAUAAACCGAUUCUGGAUCUAUUCGAAUUGCCUUCUUGUUGCGUUUGUACACAUAAGAAAAACUAG